GCGUUUCCACGUUUCAGCAGCCGGACCCAGAGCAGCGGACUUCAGCUCACACAGACUCUCAGCGAGAUCACGACCGAACCCGAACCUAACAUUCCUCCGUUAUCAUCCACAAGCUCUGACUGACAGCUGACCUGACCCGUGUCCCACUCACGUCAGCGACACCCCCAGACUAAAACAGACCCUGAUCCAUCACCCGAAGUCGCAAAAGUGAACAAGCCGAGACAGACGAGGUGGGCUUUAUUCCCUCCUCGCACCACGUCUGUUCUCUCUGAGGCCGAAGCCAACAGAUUCCGAGGAAAUAAUCUUCCCGCUGAUCCCCACAUCUCUGCCGUCUGUAGCUGACUCAUUUUGCUGCGCCCGGGACCAUGGCGGAGUACAGCUCUUUGCUCAGUGACCUGUCUGAAAACAUAACCAACGAGGAUUUGGAGCAGCUCAAGUCGGCCUGCAAGGAGGACAUCCCCGAGGACCAGAGCAACAACAUCACCUCUUCCAAGCAGUGGUUCAGCUACUUGGAGAAAAACGAUAAGCUUGCCCAAGAUAACCUGUCUUACAUUGAGCACAUCUUCGAGAUCUCUCGACGGCCGGACCUGCUGACCAGGGUGAUAGAGUACCGCACCACUGUGCUGAAGAUCUCUGAGGAUGACGAGAUCGACACCAAACUAACACGCAUCCCCUCUGCCAAGAAAUAUAAAGACAUCAUCCGCCAGCCAUCUGAAGAUGAAAUCAUCAAGUUGGCACCUCCUCCUAAAAAAGCGUGAGGUCAAUACCCAGAGUCCUAAUCUUUGCACCUUGAUUUCUCCUCUCAAAUCGACCAAUCCACCAUUUUUCAUCAAACCUAUUACCUACUCCCACCUCAACCUUCCCCACACCACCUCCAAACAUACAUAUAGACGCAUAUAAACCUGCACCCCCUAUCAUCCUUGCACCACCACCUCCUUAGGGACCACACUCCACUACACGGAACCAUGCAGGACGGCGCCUACAACGUUGACCAACCAGAUCGUAGCGACGCAGCCUCCUCACCAGCUGAGGGGCGAUGGGAAGCCGCAGUAAAAAAAAAAAAAAAAAGCCCCUCAAGAUAAAAUUUGGAGAUGGACCAACGUAGUAUGUGUGUGAGGAAAAAACUAAAGUCUAUCCUGGAUGCUGAGUGGGUCAGUUCUGAAUGAAGUUUGUUUUGUGAUGUUGUGUGUUCAUGUCAUUUAAAGUUUGUUAAAUGUUAAACAAAAACUACGUCCACCCACGAUGAAGCAGAAAUUACAGACCUGGCUUCUGAGCAAAAUAAAAUUAAAUGGAUAUAUUUUCUUUCAGAAAUUUAGCAAAAGCCUACAAAUUAAAUUUCGGGGUAUAUGUGCAGUGAUACUUACCUGCAACUAUAUUUUGUCUUUGCUAAAGAUAAUUUCUCUAAAAUUAAUUGUGCAACAUUGCCAAAAUCAUUAUAACUACAUUUCCAGAAAACAUGAAAUUAAUAUUUGAGCAGUAAUAUUACUAGGUGCUUUAGAUCAGUGUUCUUCAACCCUGGUCCUCAAGGCACACUGCCCUGCGUGUUUUAGAUGUUUCUCUGCUUUAACACACCCGAUUCAGAAGAUUACACUUCAGCAAAAGUAUGUUAAUCAGCCAUCAGUUGUGCUGAACCAGGGAAACAUCCAAAAUAUGCCCAGCCCAUGUAGACCGGGUCCUUCGAAGGAUCCAGCCCCUGAUUUGGGACAUACCAAUUAUCUUACACAUUGUCUUUGUUCUUUUCUGUGAAGGUGCUCAUGUUAGCUUGUAGCUAGCUGCAUAAAUAUUUGCGGAUUUUGUGAUAAGGAAAGGAGAAGUCAAGAUGCCAAACUCACAUCUGUCAAUUAGCCAAGAAUUAGUGCAAGCGCUAAAUUUGAACAAAGAGCGGGUCAUUUUGUGUCCCUGUGGCUAUACAAUAAGCUUAGCUAAGCUAUCUCCUGCAAGCUGUCGCUACAACAGAGCAUUGGCAAAUGUGUUCCAGCAGGUCUCAACAAAUCUAACUAAGCCUUAUAAAGUCAUUAUGCUCAUCAAGUUACUUGAAGCUGACGUCAAAUUUAAUCAACCAAACAGUCUUUGUUCCUCCAAGACUCUCUAUGAGCAUUCGUUUUACAGAGAGCAAAAAACAUGUCUAAUAUUUUACUGAGACAUAUUUAAAAUAGACGAUAUAUGCCUUUAGCUCAUAGUCACUACAAGAGAUAUUUAGAGAAGAUAUUUAGCUAUUUAAUUAUUUCUUCACAAUGGACGAUCCCUUUUUGUAGGAAACAUUUCAUUAUUGGGACCAGUCAGAGCGAAUGUUCUUUGUAGAGGUGGGUUAGAGAUGUAAAUACAUAAUAUAUUAAAUGAACAAAUAUUAAAAGUAGCAUAAUUAUCCACUUUAUGCUCUCUUGGGCAAACUCUAGCUCUAGCAAGAACUACUGUACAUUCAGUUAGCAUGGCUAAGAGUUUCAAUAAAAUCUUUGCUAAUCCAAAACUAUAAUAUCUCUUUGUAAAAAGAUGGAGGUUGAACUACACUAUCCAUACGUAUAUUUUAUUUUACGAGAGUUGGACAUCAUAUGUUGACUUUUCACUUGUUUUAAGCCUCUCCGUUGCCAUUGUAUUUGUUGCUCAGAAAAUAACUUAUCAGUGUAUAUUGAAAGUCCACUCGAGGAUUCUGAAAGGAAAAAAGAAAGUUUUAUAUGAUCAUUCAAAUUCUUUACCAAACCGUACAUGUUGCGAUAACGAUCCCUAAUGCACACAACGGCUCAUUAUCAGACUAUGCCAUUUCCACCAUGCACCGACACAGAAAUGCUAGCAGACUGUUGAAUCUAAUUUUUAAUGACCACUCUUCUGAACACUGUGUAUCUUUUCUCCCCACGACGAAGCCUUAGCAGUUUGCAUUUACCCCCAAAUUUUUUCACAACUGUGAUCGAUUAGGCGUGUGAAAAGCAGAGAUAGGUGUCAGCACACGCGUUAAGUCAAUCAAAGCCGCUCUCACUUUUAAAGAGAGUGAUGCAACUUUUCUUUUGAGAUUUGCUAAGGACUUCAGUGUUGGUGAGUACAGAAUGUCUGUGGUCUAUUUCUGCACCCGUCUUUGUUGUCCUCAAAGCUGUGGGAUUUAAAACUGAGGCAUCAAGAUCUUUCAGUUGUAUGACUAGUUAUUUACCCGAGCACUGACCUUUCUGCUUGUAUUCCUUUGCCUCUAUGCUUCAGUUCAACCCUAGUGCCAAUGACCGAGACUUUUAAUUUGGAUCACAGUUUGUUUGAUCUGUUUUGUUUUACUUUAUAUAGCUUGACUUGUAUUGUAUUGCUGGACAUAUUUGUAUCCUAUGCAUUAAUGUCUGUAAGAAAAAUCUGCACAAACUGCAAUUUUAUAGAAUGGAAAUCUUUGUUUGUCCUUUUGAAAUGACCACAGUUUGUUUAUGAUAAAUUAGCAUGAUCUCUUUGCAGAGUAGAACUGGGUACUGUGCACACCAUUAGAAAAAGGGGUGGAGAGGGGGCUGGAAACUGGGGUGAAAACCUUUUUAGGCCAAAUAUUUUUUGUACUGAAUAUAUUACUUUUCCUGCAUUUGUUUCAUUGUUUUAGGUUUUGCCACAACAUUAACAUUUUUGCAUUUUAUUAACUCACUAUUGAUUAUUUGAAACAAUAAUUAGUUGUUUUUUUUGUCUGUAAUAUUAAAUAUCAAAUGUUGGUUUAACAGUAUUAAAUUGAGAAUGUUGAGUAUGACACAUGAUUUUUAAGUUUCUUUAGCAAGUUGUCAUCUCAUAUCCAUAAAUAACCACAUCAUAUCCAUGCUUAGCAAUUGCGUGUCAGCCUAUUUGUCUUGGUAUUUUGGAUGUAUUGAGAAGAAAAAUAAUAACAAAAAUCCCCAAAUCUCUCCUACAAUUUAAUUCACUUGCAUUUUAUUUUCUGAUAAUUUUAAAUUACAUCCUAUUUUCAUUUAUGUUUUAAUCCCUAUUAAAGCAAGGCGACGCUAACCAAAAUAACCUUGUGUGAUGUGUUGGCAAAAAUUAUUAACAUCAAUUAACCACCUUUCAAGGCAACAAUUUUUUUUUCUCCCCAGUUUCCAGGCUGGUCCUUGCCAGACUAAAUGAAUUGGUGGCAGCUCUUCUUUAAAUUCAGACUGGGUAAAUUCAUCUCACAGGGAGGCGAUUGUAUGUCUCCUAUGACCUGUGCGUAAUGGUUAUUCCCACUGUUACAAUGCACCUGCCUUGGCUAAAUGUUGGACUGCUAUUUAACAGUGUUGUCGAAGAAGUUUGCUAGUUGUACAAACCAAUACGGAGAUUUUUCUUUGCAGAUCUUUGCAUGUGUUUCCACUAUUUUACAAAAUAUCACUAUAGGAGGUUAAGGGCCAAUGAUUAUACAUUUUCUUUCAUUUGAAGUAGGUUUUCAAUACCAGCUUAUGAAUUUAAAAGUGUGAGAUUUUUUUCCACUUCUCCCAGACAGAAUUCCAAUUAGCAGGGAGUUAAUAGGAACUGUUUAAUAGUAACUGAUGGUAUCUUGAUGAACACUUUGGUUUGGUUUGAAACUGUCUGCAUCAAAAUGUGGCUAUGAGGCGUUUAUUUUUUUCCUCAAAGCUUAUUUACACCAAGUUCUUGCUUCUUAAAGUCAGCUCCCAUGAAUAUCGUAGUCCUUCUGACUUAACACGGAGCAGAUCACGUUUUUGACGUAGCUUAGCUUUUUUUCUGUGUAGCCAUUGGCACAUAAUAUCAACAUAUCAGCCACAGAUGAUGUCAAAUUUGGAUUUCCAUGUACAAAGUACAUAUCAGCUCGGUAAAUGCUGCGAAAGUAUAAACCUGUUGCAUUUAUGGUGAAUACGUAAUUAAAACCAAUGUGUGAGGCGAA
Girardinichthys multiradiatus is the source of this 4819-nucleotide messenger RNA. RefSeq names its product astrocytic phosphoprotein PEA-15. Lineage: Eukaryota; Metazoa; Chordata; Actinopteri; Cyprinodontiformes; Goodeidae. Gene Ontology annotation, biological process: MAPK cascade; regulation of apoptotic process. The record is from RefSeq and is a predicted model, not a curated record. The transcript is spliced from 4 exons. Gene Ontology annotation, molecular function: protein binding. The coding region runs from base 366 to 758 and encodes 130 amino acids.